AUGGCCGACGAAUUGAGACCCUUGUUACCACCGGACAAUCGCCGCCUGAGCAAGAUUGCACGUGAAGAGGAAGCGAGCUCGAGAGUCCGCAGUCAUGUUACCGAAGAGGAGCAGAAACUCUCGGAUGCCUCUGUUGGCGAGAGACUGCCAUAGUAAGGCUUUCAUCAAUGCCCGGCAGGAUGAUGAUCUGAUCCUUUGAGCAGUAAUGAUUACACAACGAUCGACUGGCUGCACGACCUGGUGAAAGACUCAUACCGACUUCGAUUCAUCCGUGAAAGGAGAGGCCUCCGCUACAGAGCUCUGAACCUAUUCGAUCAGGCAUCAGGAUGGAUCGCAGCAGCCAUCAUUGGAACUUUGACUGCCUGCGUGGCGUUUCUGGUGGACGUUUCAGAGGCUACCGUUAGCGACUGGAAGCUUGGAUACUGCACACAUAACCCGUUCAAGACGCGAGAAGCAUGUUGCGAGGGCCAAGUGCCUCUCUACGGUACCACUCCGAGGAGAAGUGAAUGUCCUGGUUUCAAGACCUGGUCUGCAGAUUUUGGUGGCUCGUUCAUGAUCUAUCUGGGCUUUGCUCUCGCCUAUGGUCUGGUUAGUGGCUUUGUUACCAUGCUCACCAAGCGCUCUCUGCCGGUUGCUGCAUCUGAGACGGGAGACAAGGAUCAAUACGCCUCAGCGACGCCCACUGCCGGAGGCAAGAGUAUGUAUAUGGCGGCUGGCAGUGGCAUUCCCGAGAUCAAGACGAUUCUCUCGGGAUUCGUCAUUCCCAACUUCCUCGAUUUCAAAGUCUUGGUUGUGAAGGCGGUCGGUUCCGUCUUCGCUGUGGCUACAGGCAUGUGUCUUGGCAAGGAAGGACCAUUCGUUCAUAUUUCGACCUCCGUCGGCUAUCUGGUCGCGAGUUGUUUCCCUAAAUACCGCGAGAAUGGACGGGAGAUGAGAGAAAUGCUAUCUGCUGCGUGCGCUGCUGGCCUCAGCGUCGCCUUUGGAGCCCCCAUUGGCGGCGUACUUUUUUCUUAUGAAGAAAUCUCGACUUAUUUUCCACGCAAGGUGCUGUGGAGAGCGUUCUUGUGUUCGCUCUUCGCAGCCAUGGUCUUAAAAGCCCUCAAUCCCACUGGCACCGGAAAGCUCGUGCUGUUCGAGACAAAUCACGAUACAUUAUUCUCCGCGAUCGACUGCCUUGUCUUUGUCUUCCUGGGGAUCGUCGGCGGCAUCUUUGGUGGAUGCUUCUGUCGUCUCAACUUCAUUUGGUCCAAGUGGUUCCGAACCUUCAGCAUCAUCAAGAACUAUCCCGUCUUCGAAGUCUUCCUGGUUGUUCUGGCGACUGUUCUACUCCAGUAUCCCAACCCACUGACUCGAGAGCCUGGAGAUGCCAUCAUCAAGCAUCUCCUCAUAGACUGCAAAGACGACGCCUCCCUGAACACUUGGGUCUGCCAAAACGAAGCCCGGUCAGAGAAGUCUGGAUACUAUGGUCAUCUCUUCUACGGCACAAUGGUCAAACUCGUCCUAACAAUCAUCACCUUCGGAGUCAAAGUCCCCUCCGGUGUCAUCAUCCCUUCCCUCGACGCAGGAGCUUUCUUCGGCAGACUUGUCGGCCAAGCCGUCUCUCCUUCCGUCUCUCCCGGUAUCUUCGCCAUGGUAGGAGCCGCCGCUUUCCUCGCGGGGGUCUCACGCAUGACCAUCUCUUUGGUAGUCAUCAUGUUCGAACUCACGGGAGAUAUCGAAUACAUUGUGCCCCACAUGAUCGCGAUCCUCGUAGCCAAAUGGGUCGCGGACAUGCUCGGAAAAGACAGCGUCUACGAUCUCGCACAGGCCGUCCUGGGCCAUCCGUUCCUCGACGAGGCCCACGCCAUGGGUCUGGUGCAGAAGGAAAAUUUCCUGGUAGCAGAUCUCAUGCCCCCGAAACAGACCAUGGAAGAAAUCACCGUCGAUGUCCCCCGCAGCAAUAAGGUCUCCCGCCGGAUCCUCUCCCAGAAACUCAAUCAACUGAAAUCUCGCGGCCUCAUGGACGCCGGUCUCGUUCUGGUGCAGAACGGAAGUAUGCUCCAGGGCUAUAUUGCGGAAGCCGAACUGGACUUCGGUCUCGACAAUCUCGGCCAACUCUACGACGCGGAUGCCGAAGUGCGAUUACUGGGCGAUGCGGAAGAGGGGGAUUUCGAUCUGAGUCAUUUCGUGGAUCGCACCCCGUUGACGGUCUGUGCUGCUGCGCCGAUGGAGUAUGCCGUUGAGCUUUUUGGGAAAUUGGGCUUGCGGUACCUCAUGAUCACCGAGGAAGGCUCGGGGAGGUUGGUGGGGGUCAUUAUUAAGAAGAGGUUGGUUGCUUUUCUGGAUGAGUUGAAAGGCGGGUAG
Lecanosticta acicola is the source of this 2343-nucleotide messenger RNA. The record is from the annotation of a GenBank genome assembly. Lineage: Eukaryota; Fungi; Ascomycota; Dothideomycetes; Mycosphaerellales; Mycosphaerellaceae.